GGCGUAGUUGUUGCGAGGACUAGGUGACUGCGACUCCUCGCUUUUCCUUACUACAUUACACAGAUACUGAGAGCGAGAGAGACGCGCAGAGAGAGUACAUGUGGAAAAGUGGCCAUGGCUGUGUCAGCUCCCGUUAUCCCACCACCCCCUCUCACUCCCACCUCUACCCCGUUAACAGGAGGCUUGUUCCGCACCGAUUCUGUGUACACCAGCCCUUCGGAAUCACCCAAACUUAGUAGCAUUAAUAACAACAUCAACAGCGGCAACGAGUGUAAGAUGGUCGAGCUCCGUGGAGUCAAAGUGGCGUCUUUCAAUGUGGACGGGCAGGAGCUAAUCUGCCUCCCGCAGGUCUUUGAUCUCUUCCUCAAGCAUCUGGUGGGCGGUUUGCAUACGGUUUACACUAAGUUAAAGAGACUGGAUAUAACGCCCGUGGUCUGCACCGUAGAGCAGGUCAGAAUCCUCAGAGGACUCGGAGCCAUCCAGCCCGGAGUUAACCGUUGCAAACUCAUAUCCAGAAAAGACUUUGAAACUUUGUUCAACGAUUGCACCAACGCAAGCUCGAGGCCUGGAAGACCCCCAAAGCGUACCCUGAGUGUCUCUUUGCCAGAAAAUUCACGCAUCAUACCCCAUGCUGUCCCAGGUCUCUUAUCGCCAGGAAUCAUCUCACCAACAGGUCUAACUGCAGCAGCCAUGGCUGAAGCGAUGAAGUUACAAAAACUGAAACUUGCCACAAUGAAUAAUCUUCAUGGGAACGGCAGUCAAAAUGGUGCAGAGUCAGAGAAUGAAGAACAGAAUUCCAGCACAGGUGAAUGUGAAUCUUCGUGGGACAAAGCGAAACUCCAGUCACCCACUACCACAGGGUCACAGCAUGUAGCCAACCAUGCCACACUGUCUGCUCAUCACAAUCUUGCAGCCACAUACCCGCUUAGCCCACUCCAGCAGAAUCACCUUAUAGCCAACAGGCUGGAGUUGCCAUUCAUGAUGAUGCCCCACCCCCUCAUACCCGUCAGCCUACCUCCUGCAUCGGUUACCAUGGCAAUGAGCCAGAUGAGUCACCUCAGCACCAUAGCUAACAUGGCAGUGGCAGCCCAAAUGCACAGUCCCUUAUCCAGAGCAGGAGCUUCUGUUAUCAAGGGAAUGCCACUACAAGCCAGUAAAGGUUACACUCAUCUACUUGGACAACCUCUUGAAUUUUUGUUCUGCCACCAGGAGCGGGUUCAUAAUAGCCCAUCCCCAGAACCAUCCCUUGAAGAUAAUCAACGGCCUGGGAGUCACCCGUCUUCACAUCAGAGCAGCAGUGUAUCUAGCUCGCCAUCCCAACAUGACAUUGCCUCUGACAGGAUAUCUGGUCAGCCAGGGACGAGAGAAGGAGAGAUCAUUGAUCAUGAUAAUGGUCCCAAUAUAAAGAGAAGCCAAAAGGAGAAAGAUGAAACUCAGCUUGUGAUGCCCGCCAUCAGAACCAGCAUCGAGAAGUUCCACAUGGCUGGCCAAGCCUUGCCCCCAGGGUUUCCUGCACCAUUUUUAUUUGCUGAUGGACUGUCUUCUAUAGAAACACUUCUAACCAAUAUUCAGGGCCUGCUGAAGGUGGCUGUUGACAAUGCCCGUGUUCAGGAGAAGCAGAUACAACAGGAGAAGAAAGAACUCAAGCUGGAACUGUUCAGGGAGAGGGAAAUGAGAGAAACCUUAGAGAGACAACUCACAGCGGAACAGCACAAUAGAGCAACAAUUCAGAAACGACUGAAGAAAGAGAAAAAGGCGAAAAGGAAAUUACAGGAAGCACUUGAAUUUGAAUCAAAGCGACGAGAACAAGUGGAACAAGCUUUACAACAGGCCACAUCCACAGAAAGUCUCAGGGUGCUUAAUGAUGCAGUAAUUCCUGAGCUGGAAGGUGAACACUGUGGAACUCAGCUUGACACAACAGCAACAGUACAAGAUAGAACAUACAUGAAAACAUCAAUCCUGUACUGAGAGACAAUUUUACCAAACUGAACCAUGUAAGGACAACAUUUCCACACUCUCGUGAAACAAUGGCUGGGUACAGCAAACACUUCAAGCCACUUUCAAUCAAAGGACCUCAAUUCAUGCAUUUUAAUAAGGAUAAAAAAAGUAACCACAUGCAUUGUGGUGGAUUAGUGCUGUAGCAUCGUUUGCGCUGCAGGUAAUGUUGCCAAUGUGGUGAAGAUUUUAUACUAGAUUUGCUGCGCCAGAACAAUGUACCUGGUAAGAGUCAUGCCUUGUUGGUUAAAGCAUAGUGUGCCAUGCUAUUUUAAAGCACACCAGCAGCCAACACAAACAGAAGACAUUGCAGAUUGGUGAAUUUACAGCACGUCAGGUCUUAUACAAGGCUGUUGAGAACAAUUAGCCCAGAGGCAACUGAAGAGCUUUGUAAUUAAUGGCUGAAGAAAUCCUGCAACAAAACUGUUUAUUGUAAUUAUUAAUAAAGCUUUCUCUGUUAAAACUGGUCUAUUUAAAAAAGGGCCCUACUUAGAUAAAAUGACGGAAAAACGGCAAUGUUUUGCUGAGUAAAAGUGCCCUUCAGUUUUGUGAUCCAUCUGCAAGAAAAGCAUUGAUUUGUCAUUAACAUCUUUUACACUCCACUCAAAUAUUGGGGAAGGAAGUGAAAUAUAUGCAGUAGAAUAUUAGAAAAUGAAACCUUUUUAAAUGGCUAGUUGCUCAUAUACGCUACCAUAAUUUCUUAAAAAUAUUUAGUUUAAAUUUCAACUUCUGACCAGUAAAAAGGAAUGUUAACUAGUAAAGAUACAAUGUUAAUAGAACUUUCAGUUUGUCUUUUGUCUUUGCAAAGCUGUUCACAAAACAUUGUCCCUGCUGUUCAAUUCAAAUUGACAGUAAAAUUGGUGCUGAUGUUAAUUAUUGUUUAUAGCUUUGUAGUGAAGUAUAACUACCACAAGCUCACUGCUUAUCACGUGCAGACAUUGUUAAAGAAAGCUUACACUCAAUGCAGCACUGUAAAACUCUCAGUUGCAAAUGCCUUAUGUCUGCACUGUUCCAAAUGGGAACUUGUUCCAAUGUAAUCAUCACUUUAAGUGAAGAAAUGAAUUGUAAGUAACUGGAAGUCAAUUAAGAGUCUUCUGUUGGGUAGCACAGAUCAUUUAUAUUUUUGCUUCAGUUAACUGCCUUAUUAAUGAUUUAUGGAUGUGUAUGCAGCUGGAAAAACAGCUGAGUUACACUCCCUAUCUCAACCUUAAGGAAAAUUAUACACAAGAAUUCUUACUGCUUGCCUCAGGCAGGAAGAGAAAAAUCGCCAACAUAAGACGUUAAAAGAAUGAACAGGGUUGUAUGUCAACAUUUUGUAGUACACACACUUAAUAGUUGGAACCAGUACAGUUAACAAUUGGCUAUAGACAACAAGGUAUACAUUACAAUGUCAUGUUACAACAUAAAUCAUAUCUGGAAGAUAAGAAUAAACAACUCAUGAGGUAUGUAUUUAUCUGUCCCAUAGAAUGGCACAGCCUACCUUUUCAAAGUAAUCAGUGACCUCAUAUGAAUUCAGUUGUUCAUGAAUUUUACUGCACUACUUUAAUAAGCCAUCUCUUCUCAUGGACCAGAAAUCACAAGGUUUGAAACAGUUUAAAGCGUGGUGCCAUUAUUUAAAGAUUUUUUUUUAUUAAAUAACCCUUUUGGUAGUCCAACUUAUAAUAUGCUGGCAACAUGCAAGAGUAAAAAGAAAUUCAGUCAAUUCAUUGGUGAUAGUUGUGCUGAAGAGCUUCACUCGUUUAAAAGAUGGGAUUCUACCCAAAGAACAUGGUUCUGUGAUUUAACUUCAGCACUUAUGUUAAAGUAUCUUAAAACAUUGUUGAUAACUUUUGCACUUGCCCAGCCGGAGAUGCCAUUUGAAAUACUGCAGGGAGCACACAAUAUUUAACUCUGAAUGUUGAGCUACAUUGUUUUCUUAAUUACAUCAUUUCAUUCCAAUGUCUCAAAACAAAUGACAAUACACAUCAGGAACAUCUUUUUUUAUAACAUAGCUGCUGUUACUUUAACUAAAACACAAAUUUCCCUUCCUGUACUUAUGAUAUUGUUUUGUUUCUGAAUCAUUUCCUUUCAUAUGGAUUUGCUCUUAAACAUGGCAUGCUGAUUAUGUUCCAUUCUCCUUAUGAGAAGCUGAAUCACUGUGUAUUCACAUGAUCAAAUAUACAGUUUUAGAUUCUAUGUGGGUAAAAGUGUGCACUCAAUAGGCAAGUGAUACAAUCCCAUGUUUUUCAACACGAUAAAAUGAAAAUCUUAAAAUGUUCCUCCUAAC
Messenger RNA from Hypanus sabinus (Atlantic stingray), 4261 nucleotides. It is a transcript of the gene dacha, whose product is annotated as dachshund a. Bases 115 to 1968 code for a protein of 617 amino acids. The record is from RefSeq and is a predicted model, not a curated record. NCBI's taxonomy places the organism in Eukaryota, Metazoa, Chordata, Chondrichthyes, Myliobatiformes, Dasyatidae. The transcript is spliced from 12 exons.